Messenger RNA from Penicillium concentricum, 492 nucleotides. RefSeq lists its product as uncharacterized. Lineage: Eukaryota; Fungi; Ascomycota; Eurotiomycetes; Eurotiales; Aspergillaceae. The transcript has a single exon. The record is from RefSeq and is a predicted model, not a curated record. The coding region runs from base 1 to 492 and encodes 163 amino acids.
AUGAGCGUCACUACCACCGUGGUCAAAGGGCCUUUAAAUCUCGCAAACCCACCCCCACAAAUCUCGGCGAACCGAAUUCUCUCAUGGUACACUAAAUAUGCGGUGGACUACAGCAUCGCCAAAACUACCACAUCCCCGACCCAAUACUAUGCCUCUAACGCCACUCUGGUGAACACUGAUCGGUCUAUUAUUUCUGGGGCCAGAGAGAUCUGGGACUACUACAUCGAUCUCUACGGACAAUUCGAGCGUUGUGCCCAUGACCUAAUCUCAAUCUCUGUCUUGAGUGAUGAAACGGCUGGCAAGCAUACCAUGAUUGUGGAGACUACAAACAACUUGCAUCUGAAGGAUGGAAAGGGAAUAGUACCUCUGCCCCAAGCCUUUGUUUAUGAGAUUGCCAAAUCUGAGGAGGGAAGCGGCACAGAUGGCCUACAAAUCUGGGAAGUGAAAUGUUAUUUUGAUAAGGGUUUGCUGGAGAGGGCGGCGAACAUCUAA